Molecule: messenger RNA, 879 nt
Organism: Ostertagia ostertagi
Lineage: Eukaryota; Metazoa; Nematoda; Chromadorea; Rhabditida; Trichostrongylidae
Source: the annotation of a GenBank genome assembly
AUGGAUGACGACAGGAACACUGUAAGACGUCGUGUGGUCAUACGGGAAGACGAUAACGAUGAACUUCGUCUCAAUCCAAAGGAUAGAGUCGGUGAUGCUGCAUGCUGUACUACAGAAGGAGAUACUGAAGAUGACAACAAAUCUCAUCGUACCGUUCGACGACGUACGCGAAAGGAAUUAGAGCGGAUACAUUUUCAAAUGGUAAAUGAUCGCGUUGUGGAGGAUAUCACGUUAGAAGUGUUAUAUAAACCUCACACUCUAACAAUCCUCGCUUGUCUUUGCACAUUCGUUUGCUAUAAAGCUUUUUCAGGGGAUGAUCGCGGCACUGACUCGAACGUAUAUGAUGGAUGCUUGGGCACGCUUGUUCUUUUCCUAGUUGUCAGCGCUCUAGCCUUCCCCAAUGGGCCAUUUAUCCGACCGCACCCAGUUUUAUGGCGAAUCAUAUUUGGAAUGUCGGUGAUAUAUCUAAUGAUACUUCAAUUCACUCUGUUUCAAACCUAUGCGGACAUCAAAAAGGUGCUUUCUUGGCUGGAUCCUGACGGCUUGAGCAAAGAGUCUCUCGAAGAAAAGGCAUACGCCGUAAACUGCUCGGAUAUAACUGUUGAGAGAGUGUGGAGUCAUGUGGAUGUUUUUGCCGUUGGACACUUUCUAGGAUGGGCCAUGAAGGCACUGCUCAUACGGCACGGAAUACUAUGCUGGUAUAUCAGCAUCGCGUGGGAACUUACUGAGGUCGUGUUCACGAAACUGUUGCCUAAUUUCGAAGAGUGCUGGUGGGAUGCCAUCAUUUUGGAUGUGUUACUUUGUAAUGGACUUGGUAUUUGGUUUGGGUUGAAAGUUUGCAGUUUCUUCCGGAUGAGGCAGUUUCAUUGGGAGAGCAUU